AGAGGCCGGUGCCCACAGCCGGGAGCCGGGCCGGGCCGGGCCGAGGAGCCGGCGGACGAGACUGGAGCCGCCGCACGUCCCUGCUCGGCGCCGGAGGCAGGGUUGAGAGGAGAAACCUUUUCCUGUUCUGCAAAACUUUUUGAGAUGCCAAGAUUUUUCCCAUUCUGAAUUGGAAUGAAACCAGUGCCAAGACAAUGAUACCUCCUGGGGAAUGCCUAUAUGCUGGGAGAAAAAGGAGGAAACCCAUUCAGAAACAAAGGCCUGCAGUUGGGAAUGAAAAAUCUAAUCCUUCAAAGAGACAUAGGGACCGUCUGAAUGCUGAAUUAGAUCAUCUAGCCAGCCUCCUGCCUUUCCCACCUGACAUAGUAUCUAAAUUGGACAAACUUUCUGUCUUGCGCCUCAGCGUCAGCUAUCUCCGAGUCAAAAGUUUCUUUCAAGCUAUUCAAGAAAACCACUUCAAGAAGCAUUGUGAUCAAAUAAGCAAAGACAACAUAUCCAGCAAACCUAGUAUACAAGAAGGUAGACUUCUGCUAGAAUCACUGAAUGGUUUUGCACUGGUGGUGAGUGCAGAUGGAAUGAUAUUUUAUGCAUCAUCAACUAUUGUGGAUUAUCUAGGCUUUCAUCAGACAGAUGUAAUGCACCAAAACAUAUAUGAUUACAUCCACGUAGAUGAUCGCCAAGAUUUCUGUAGACAACUGCAUUGGGCCAUGAAUCCUCCACAGGUGGAGUCUGGGCAACAUUUACCAACUGAAACAGGAGAAGAUCAUAUGCUCAGGAAAUUGUUUAAAGCACAAGAAUCUGAUGGUGUGACAACAGACUAUUCUUCUUUUUUAACUCGCUGUUUCAUCUGUCGAGUUCGCUGCCUGUUGGACAGUACUUCUGGCUUUCUUACAAUGCAGUUUCAAGGCAAACUUAAGUUUCUUUUUGGACAAAAAAAGAAGUCCCCUUCAGGAGCAAUAUUACCACCUAAGCUGUCCUUAUUCUGCAUAGUGGUGCCACUUCUGCUUCCUUCUGUCAUGGAGAUGAAGAUGAAAAGUCUGCUCAUGAAAACAAAACAGAAAGCUGAAGAGGCAUCCCCAAUAGACACAAAGUCAAAAACUAGUUCAGGUCUGUGUGAAACAGAGUCAAAUGGAAGAAUCAGUUACCAUGAAGGUCCAGCUUUCACUAAUGUGUUACAAAGUGGUGAAAACCAGACCAAAGCAAAGAAUAAUGGAGAAAGUGGUAUUGCCCUUGUCAAAGUACAAACAAAUGAAGAUCAGUGGGUCUGGGUACAAGCCAGUACUCAAGUUCUCUAUAGAAGUGGCUGUUCAGAAUAUGUCAUUGGUUCACAGCAAACACUAAAAGAAGAAGAUGAGCACCUGAAGAUACCAAGCAACGUCACCUGUUUGAAAGGAAACCGGGAAGCUCUUACCUAUAAUUGUGCCAUUGAAGCUGUGGGACAGAUGAAGCAUAUCAAUUGGACAACACUAAAAAAUGAACAGGAUAACAUAAAAGUGAAGUUUGAGCCUAGUACAAAUGACAAGGGUUUUCUGCAAGAGGACCCUCUGAAUGCUGAUAUGUUACUUUCAGGUGUCCAAAACAACUAUAACACAAACAGCGUUUGGACUUUAAGGAACUCAUCAAGUUCUUGUUCCAUAAAUCAGUGCAAUUCAUGUCCAAACAGAAUAGUCAGACCGUUCUAUAGCAGAGACCAAAGCUUUUUAAAUUUAGCAACAACCUGUCCUUCCCACUGGGGUAGCACAGAAAAUUGCCAGUCUUAUUCAGGCUUACAGCAGCUAAAAACGGAGAACUACAAUACAGAGCGUAUGAAAUUGCAGCAUUCAUUAAUAUCCCCAGAAACUCUGUUUGAUACAACAUUUUCUCCAGAGAUACCUAUUAAGACUGAAUAUGAUUCUGAUUCUGAAAGUGUAGCUGACAACCACACGGCAUCACAAAAUCAAGUCUGGAUGGAUGAGAAAGGCACAGUGAGAAAACAGCUGAUUAGUUACCCUAACAAGGUGCACCUUAAAACAGAACUAGAUCUCAGUGAGCAGCUUUCUCUUUGUCAAAAGCCAAAGCACUAUGUUGGCACAUCACAUAGUUGGCAAUGCAUUGUAACAAAUCAUACUAACAAUCUCAACAUAAACAGGCCUUGUAAAGGGUUUUGUAACAAAGAGGUGAUGUCAUUUUGCCUCCCGAACUCUGCAUGUUUGGAAAGCAUGCACGACAUGCCAUAUACAGGAUGCUACACACAGUUCUAUAGCCCUAGUACAAGAGAAGAAGAAGGACAGAACAACCAGAUUUUUAAAAUGCAGUGUCAUCUUAAAAAUCCCUGCUUGGUUCAAAGUAUCAAGCGUGAGCCCUUGGAUUCUCCAUCCUUGUCUGAUAAUGGCCAGAAUGGAGUACAGGUGAUCCUCCCUGAAAACACUUUACUAGAUCCUGUGUCUCAUAAACCAACAGAAUGUACAUUCUUACAGUAGAUUGUAUAGUACAUGGAAUAUUUACAACACAAAAAGCAAGAAGAAGUUCUAGUUUCUCUUCCUAUUGGAUUAUGUGAGUCACUAAAAUUAAAAACCAAAAGGAAAAGCUUUAAAAUUAAUAUAAUCUUUUUAAGGACUCUUGGAAAUGAAGUGAAGUAAAACUAGACAUUGCAAAGUAAUUAUCAGCCCUAAUGCCAGUGUUUCUGUCAAUCUGUUUUAUGUUUUCUCUCAUUUUCUAUAUCUCUGCAAUUGUUUAUAAGGUCUACCUUUUUCUUUGUUUAGGUCACUAUGUAUCUUGAAUCUCAAAAUGGGACAGGCUCCCCUCCCUCCUACUCUCCAGCAAGAUGUAUCCAAGCUCUGGUUUUAACAGAGCAAGUGUGUGAGCUGGGGAGACAUGGGGGAAAAGGGGUUGCAGAGUGGAAUGCAGUAGUGAGCUGGGUGGCAAUGAGGAUUGUGAGACACCUGUCCUGAGCAUCAUAGAGGUUUUUUUAAAAUAAGGGGUGUCAAACUCACCUGGCCUGUGGGCCAGGUAGGUGGCACAGAACUGGUGCACAGCCUGAAUGAAUGGCAUGGAGCUAGUGCCAUGGGCUGGAUUGGGCCCAAAGAUCCCCCUCUCCCCUGAUGCAAUGCCUGCUCUGGCCAAUCCAGAAUAUAAGUCACAUGAAGCACCCACUCCAGCUGGUCUAGGGCAGGUGCCACGUGCAGCACAAGUCAUAGAAACACAGAAUCGUAGAGAAUUAGGGUUGGAAGGGACCUCAAGAGGUCAUCUAGUCCAACCCCCUGCUCAAAGCAGGACCAUCCCCAACUAGAUCAUCCCAACCAAAGCUUUUUUUAGCUGAGUCUUAAAAACCUCCAAGGAUGGAGAUUCCACCACCUCUCUGGGUAACCUGUUCAAGUGUUUUACUAUCCUCCUAGUAAGAAUGUUUUUCCUAAUAUCUAACCUAAACUUCCCUUGCUGAAACUUGAGAUCAUUUCUCCUUGUUCUGUCAUCUGCCACCACUGAGAACAGUCUAGCUCCAUCCUCUUUUCAACUAAACUUCAGGUAGACAAAAGCUACUAUUCGAAAAGGGUGAUCAUGGACAUUGACAGAAGUGCAACUCCCUGCUCUAACUCAUGGCACUUCAUAGAAAGCACCAUGAUUUAGACCCCCCCCCCCCGACCCAAUAGAUAUUUGCUAUUGGGUUGGGGGGCAGAGAAUCGAGCUCCACUUCAGAGUCCAUCCCGGAGGAGCUGCCUGUCUGCAGCCUCUCUCCCCUAGCCCCGCCCCCUCCCCUUCCCAACUCUGAUGAUGUCUGCAGGAUGGGGGCAGGGAGAAGGGAAGGGAGGGAGCUCUGGGCUGGGGUUUGCCCAGCUUGAGCUGGAAGGGGUGGUAGGUGAAUGAAGAUAUUGAACAAAACCAGCCCCAGGGCUGACCUCUGGGGCACUCUACUUGAUGCUGCCUGCCAACUAGACAUCGAGCCAUUGAUUACUACCCUUUGAGCCCAACAAUUCAGCCAAUUUUCUAUCCCCCUUAGAGUCCAUUCAUUCAACCCAUACUUCCUUAGCUUGUUCGCGGUAAUGUUGUGCGAGACCAUAUUGAAAGCCUUGCUAAAGUCAAGGUAUAUCACAUCCACUGCUCUCCCCGCAUCCAUAGAGCGAAUCAUCUCAUCAUAGAAGGCAAUCAGGUUGGUCAGGUAUGGCUUGCCCUUGGUGAAGCCACACCAACUGUUCCUAAACAUCUUCUCCUUCAAGUGCUUAGAAAUUGAUUCCUUGAGGAUCUGCUCCAUGAUUUUUCCAGGGACUGAGAUGGGGCUGACUGAUCAGUAGUUCCUUGGAUCCUCCUUCUUCCCUUUUAUAAAGACAGGCACUAUAUUUUCCCUUUUUCAGUUGUCUGGGACCUCUCUCAACUACCACAGGUUUUCAAAAAUGAAGGCCAUUGGCUCUGCAAUCACAUCAGGCGACUCCAUCAGUACCCUUGCGGGCAUUACUUUCAGCCCAUUGACUUGUACGUGUCCAGCUUUUCUAAAAAGCCCUUAACCUGUUCUUUUGCCACUGUUGGCUGCCCAUCUCCUCCCCAAACCAUCCUGCCAGGUGCCAUAGUCUGGAAUCUGACCUUGCCUGUGAAGACUGAGGUGAAAAAGACAAUGAGUACUUUAGCCUUUUCUGCAUCAUCUGUCACUAAGUUCCCUACCCCACUCAGUAAGGAACCCACACUGUCCCUGACCUUCCUCUUGUUGCUGACCUAUUUGUAAACCUUCUUGUUACCCUUCAUGUACCUUGCUAGCUGCAGCUCCACUUGCACUUUGGCCUUCUUGACUUCAUCCUUGCAUGCCCAAGCAAUGCUCUUAUACUCCUCCCUAGUCAUUUAUUCAAGUUUCCACUCCUUUUAAGCUUCCUUCUUAUGUUUUAGCUCACUGAAGACUUCCCUGCUAAGCCAAGCUGGUCUUCUACCAUACUUGCUAUUCUUCCUGCAAAUUGGAAUGUUUUGUCCGUGCACUCUCAGUAAGGUUUCUUUAAAAUACAACCAGCUCUCCUGGACUCCUUUAUCCUUCAGCCUGACCUCCCAGGGGAUCCUGCCCAUCAGUUCCCUGAGUGAGUCAAAGGUCUGGACUGGCUGCAGCAGCUGCUGCUUGCAAGAUAGCCCUAGACCAGCUAGAGCAGGCAAUGGACUUGGCAUGUGGGAGAGGUCCCAGACUGGCCGCAGAGAGGUGCCAUGUGUAGCAUGGGUCCCAGAGCAGACGCCAUUUGAAAUGGGUGUCUCUGGUCCUGUGUGCAAAGCCAGUUCAGCUCCAGUGCAGUGUGUGAGUCAACUCAAGACCCGGGGCCAGCACCAGGUGCCAGAAGAAGUGGCUUUGUGGGCCAAGUCCAGCUUGUGGGCUGUAUCUUUGACCUGCCUGCUUUAAAUUAACACUUAUGUCUGGUUUACUGAAACCUCUCCUUCUCCUCUCAGGGGAAGCUUCUGAAAAUGGAUCUAAAGCAUUCAUAUGAAGAAACCAACAGGAUGCCUGGGACAGGUGUUUAAAACAGGAUUGUCUCUGUGCAAAUGGGGCAUAUGGUCACUCUACUUUUGCUGCAUAUUACAUAGAUUUAUUGGAAGAAAUAUUGACUUUGUGAAAAGCGGUGAUAAAACUAUUGGUUUAAAUGGGACUGAGAUUUUAGCUUGCAAAUCUUGCAUGCUUGUUUUUAGUUACUUCACUUAAAAGUGUUACUCGGACCUUUGCCUCAAGUAAGCUAAUCAGAUACUUUUAUUUAAGAAGCUCUUGCUUGUAUCUAAAGGGAUCAACCCCUUAAAAUAAAAUAACUAAAAAAAAAGUAACAUAUUAUUUCAAACACAAUGCUAUUUCUUUAGUUUCCCUGUCAAUGUUUGCUUUACCCACCUUACUUUCCUAUUUUUAAAAAUAUUCAUCUCUGUUGCUAAUUGAAAUUAUCCAAUAAUACAUGGGAGAGACUGACACACAAAACUCUGUUAAGUGCAUAAACUAAAAAAGAAAAAUAUUUUCUAUUAUUUUUUUCUUGGGUACUCAUAACAGUUGUAAAAAUAGUUUCAGAUAGAAAUGUUAUUUUAAUUUCAAGAUAUUCCUUUAGCUAAUAGCAGAACAUUAUACAGCUUACUACUAUCUGACUUCACAACCAGGUCCCAUGCUAGCUUUAAAGAGACUAAUGAUAACAUUUUCAAAAGCACCUAAGGCUUAUUUUAAAAAGAGCUUGCCACAUAGUAACCACAUAUUAACCUCAGGCCCCUGAGGGCACGUCUACAUAUGAAAUGAAUGAUAUGCAAUAAACUCCAGUGCAUAUCGUGCCAAAGUUUAUUGCUCCUGGGCACCACAUUUACAUGUGCAUCUGGGACCACAGCACUCUUAGCUGAGUUGGAGCAGCCCAGGCAGCCAGGCUGCUUUGACCCUGUUCAAGGUCCUGCAGAGGGGCUGGCUGGAGCAUGAGGGUGCUCCAGCGCAGGACUAGCUAGCAGGCAGCCCCUACACUGAAGCAUCCUUGUGCCGCAGCCAGCCCUGUCAUCAUCCAUACACGCAUUGCUGCGCAGUAAAGAACACCACCAUAGGAUGGAAUUUAUAUUUACAAGUACUAACCUAUGGUGGAGUUAAUUAGCUUACUGUGGCCUAAUAGGGCUGCAUGUGUGGAUGCUGAGAUUUUACUGCAGAGCUAAUUAGGCAGCUCUGCAGUAAACGUCUCAUGUAAGGGUGCAGACAGAAGCGCAGCUCUUGGAUCUAAUUCAUGGCAAUUCAUAGAAAUUGCCAUGAGUUAGACAGAUCCCUCCAAUCCAACAAACAUUAGCAGUUAGGUAGGGAAGGUGGAAGAUUGGCUCCAAUUUGGAGCUUAUCCAGAAAGAGACUGUCUUUCCCUGGCUCCGCCCCUUCCCCACAGCUUGGUUGCUGUCUCUGGAUGGGAGAGGAGAGAAGGCAGGGGAGGAAGGUCCCUUCUGUGAGGGGAGGGGCUCGGCUCGCAUCCCCUCCCUGCUUUCUCCUGCUCCCAUCCAGAGACAUCAGCUGCAGCUUGCUGUGCUGCAGCUAGAACAGACAGAAAUUAAUUAUGUCUGUCCACUUAGGAGCAGCUUAAUUUGAACCCUCAUACAAUGAGGAUUAAUUUGUCACACAAUCAGAGGGCUCUACAGCUGUGCUCUUCUUAUUGUACAUGGCUUAGAGGAAUUUCAAGGGUCUGAUUGUGAAACAAAUGUCAUUUCUUUCUGCACCCUAGAUGUGCCAAGUCAACUUUAGUGCCUUUGAAAAUGGUAUCUUAUAUCUCUUCCAAAGUGGAGUGCUGAGCUAUGUAUUGAAAAACAACAUAAUAUAAUUUACAAUGUCUGGUUUGUUAUUUGAGUCCUGCACUAACCCUUGUUAUUAAAUUGCACUAUUUCGAUUUUACAUCACUUUUAAGUGUAUAGAAGCUACGUUAUUAAGAAAAUGCUUAAAUAUAUAUAUGUUUUUAUAAAGCUUA
Messenger RNA from Alligator mississippiensis (American alligator), 7388 nucleotides. RefSeq names its product aryl hydrocarbon receptor repressor (gene AHRR). The record is from RefSeq and is a predicted model, not a curated record. The coding region runs from base 195 to 2459 and encodes 754 amino acids. NCBI's taxonomy places the organism in Eukaryota, Metazoa, Chordata, Crocodylia, Alligatoridae. The transcript is spliced from 12 exons. Gene Ontology annotation, molecular function: protein dimerization activity; nuclear receptor activity; transcription cis-regulatory region binding. Gene Ontology annotation, biological process: regulation of transcription by RNA polymerase II. Gene Ontology annotation, cellular component: aryl hydrocarbon receptor complex; nucleus.